AUGCACCCCAGAGGCCCAGAUCGAAAGAACUUCAAGGUCACCAAGUCCAGGCUGGCCCUGGUUUCACUUCUUUCUCACUUCAUCGCCUUCCAGCCUGCCGGCGAUGCGUAUGCCGGAACAAACGCCCUCUUGUCUCAGUCCAGCACAGCAUCGUCGCCCCAUCCUCCAAAACGACCGACACCCCGCUACCAGCGCCGGGCUUCAGCUUCGCAUCGGCGGUUUCCGUUCACCAUCUGGCAGCUUCGAACUUCCUACCUGGCUACGAUAAAGGACGGUGUUGGCGACCGUCUUAUCAAUGUAAACUCCUCGAUCCUGAACUCGCCUUGCUUCCGUUCUGCUGGGUGGUCGGUUGCCGCUGACCCAAACGCCGCUCAUAUCAAACGGACUCACUCGCCUCCCAUACCAACGGCGACGGCUGUCGGGGCACAAUACGCAGCUCACAAUGCCGCGCGACGCAACAACUUCAACGGCGGCGGCGGCGGAGGGGGAGCUGAAGUGAUCAACGGAGAUGGCAGUUUUGGCGGCGAGGACACCUUGCAGCUGGGUACUGGGCGUGCUACCGCCGCCGACGACGAGGAAGACGAAGAAAUCACGUUGAAUACGGAGGGGAUGGCAGGGUUGGGAUUUACAAAUAUUGUACGGCAGGCGUAUAAGAAGAAAGGGAGCCGGCAAGAGUUGGGUCGGAGGGGCCAUGCAAAAAAUUCCAGACGGCCGGUGACCCCGGGCGACGGGGAGGAGGAUAGCAGUGAUCUCAGCGAUGAGAGUGACGAGGAGACUUCGAGACAGAGAGCCGUGCAGCAGAUCCAAUUUACAAAGAUGCCAGUCCGUCAUCGUGCGGACUCAUCACCCAUCAGAGGCUCCGAGCAUCAAGGCGGCCCGCAGGUCCUGAUCACAUCCCCGUCUAUACGGUCUGUAGAUAACCGAUUUCGAAGAAGUUCUCUUGGAGCGGUGGAAGCCAUCAAGUCUCGGGCGAGGCGAGACACGACUACAAGCAGCGACAUGUCGUCCGAUAUCGAGUUAGACCCAGAGGCCAUGAAAAGGCGACAAAUAAAGUUCUUGAAGCACGAGAAUGAAGCCUUUGUCCCGCGGGAAGAGGACGAGGAUGCAGAGAGCGAGAAACUAGAGGAGGAAGUAGAGAUGGAGGCUGAAAUGGCCAGCGGAGCUAUGAGAGCUCAGAGGAAUGAACAUGACCACGACGAUGAUUCUAUUGCCGGCUCUGUUGGGUCUGCCAUAUCGUCGGACUUUGGCAACACGGCCGGGUCGGGGUCGUUGCUGGGCCGUGGCGCACUUCACGCAUCGUCGCCGUUGAUGCUGAACAAGAUACCUAGAGGCAUGGAAGCGCAAGGCGGAGGUUCGUCUCCAAGGAAGGAUAAAGAUAUAUCUGCUCCGAUGCUACCAAGAUUACCGCCGGCGCAACCGAUCACACCAACGGAGCCCGUCAGUCUUCUAUCCAACAUGCUCAAUGCGCGAAAGAAAGCGCCUGAAAACCCUACCGAGAAGUAUGCUGUGUUGUCUGGAAAGGGGUCAUCCGGAACACCGCUGUAUAUCAAGCUGUAUACCCCAUGCUCAGAGGACCCAGAGGAGCCAAUGGACAUGCCUCUUACGAAGGAUACAAAGGACGGAGACCACUCGCGACCUGUCACAGUUGCUGAAGCUAUCGGCCUGGCUCUGUGGCGGUAUACGGACGACAAGAUCAAACCGGCUAUUGAUAUCUCGAAACUGGGAGUCAAUUACUGGAAUCUACGCAUGGUCGAGGACGGCGAAGUUGACUACGACUUCCCUCCCCUUGCCAGGAAACGACCGAUCACUGAUUUCACAUCGAACAACAACCGAGCAGCGGGAUUCAGGGGACGGUCGAGGAGUAAGCCGUACGAUGAAUUUGCGCUCGUGGAGGCAUCGCCAGCGGAAUUCGAAGAGAACGAGACGGUAUGCCCGGGGGAUAGCAUCGCUGCCCCUGAUGUCACUACACCGACGGCUGCACCAGCAGCAGAGAUGCCACCACCACCACUCUCACAGACGGCGGGUGCACAAGCCCUUCCAUCGAACCAUAUCAAGGUAGCGAUCGGUGGCCGUAUGAAUCCGAUCCUGGGCCACCCGUUCACCACAGCGCUGAACGACAGCUCCCUACGGCCCGCCGACCUCCCAGCCAUCCCCACGAUGCAAGCCACUCCUCGACUGGGAGUCUCUACCCAGCUAAAGGUACGAUACGUCGACCUAGAGGCCUCCACGCGGACGACUACCCUGAAUACGUCGACGGACAGCUACAUUGCCGAGAUCCUCGACUCCGUCUGCAAGAAAUGGCAGCUCGACAAGGGCAACUAUCUACUCAAGGUCAUGAACUCCAACACGGUGGCGCCACUAGACCGCACCGUCGCGGCCCUGGGCAACAUUACCGACCUCGAGCUUGUCCGUCGUCGCUUCGGCGCCGGCCCGCUCUCCCUCAUGGGCUCGCCGGGUAGCUCCUCUCCCAACGCGCCUCUGCUGGUCGACAACGGCACGGCCGCCACCUCCUCCAAGAAGAGCAAGAAGGGAGCAGCCUCACGCAUGCUUCACCCGCUGGCGCAGAAGCAGGACGUGAUCGUGGGGGGAUACUACAAGCGCUACCACGUCAUCCGCAAGCAGUCGAUGUCCUUCACCACCUCGAGCCAGCGCGUACUGGCCUUUGACAACGACUACAUGCACAUCAUGCCGGCAGAGACGGGCAAGACGCUGUUCGAGGCCAACAGCAAGACGACCUCGAUCUCGUUCUGCGACGUUAUCGGGUCGAAGGUGAGCAGGCGGCAUCCGAAGAGUUUCCGGUUCGUGGUGCUGCGAGGGACGGAGGCGAACGAGCAGAAGAGAUAUGACUUUGAAGCGAAGAAUGCCGUGGAGGCCAUCGAGAUUGUCGACGAGAUCAAGAAGAACAUGGCUCACUACCGGCUGUGA
Molecule: messenger RNA, 2925 nt
Organism: Arthroderma uncinatum
Lineage: Eukaryota; Fungi; Ascomycota; Eurotiomycetes; Onygenales; Arthrodermataceae
Product: target of rapamycin complex 2 subunit
Exons: 4
Coding region: 1-2925 (974 amino acids)
Biological process (GO): TORC2 signaling
Cellular component (GO): cytoplasm; TORC2 complex; plasma membrane
Molecular function (GO): phosphatidylinositol-4,5-bisphosphate binding
Source: RefSeq, a predicted model, not a curated record